Messenger RNA from Tarenaya hassleriana, 1075 nucleotides. Its product is annotated as 14-3-3-like protein GF14 omega. The coding region runs from base 108 to 887 and encodes 259 amino acids. The transcript is spliced from 4 exons. NCBI's taxonomy places the organism in Eukaryota, Viridiplantae, Streptophyta, Magnoliopsida, Brassicales, Cleomaceae. The record is from RefSeq and is a predicted model, not a curated record. Gene Ontology annotation, biological process: signal transduction. Gene Ontology annotation, cellular component: cytoplasm.
UUCUCGCUCCCCACUCCUUUCACAACGCCCCUUUCUCCUUCGUCAAAACCUACAUCUCUCUCUCUCUCUCUCUUCUGCGUUUGGGUCUUUGGUUCCAAGGAUCGACAAUGACGGUCUCAGCGCGUGAGGAGUACGUGUACAUGGCCAAGCUAGCGGAGCAGGCGGAGAGGUACGAGGAAAUGGUGGAGUUCAUGGAGAAGGUCUCCGCCUCGGUGGAGAACGAGGAGCUCACCGUCGAGGAAAGGAAUCUCCUCUCCGUCGCUUACAAGAACGUCAUCGGAGCCCGACGCGCCUCCUGGAGGAUUAUCUCCUCGAUCGAGCAGAAGGAGGAGAGCCGCGGCAACGACGACCACGUCGCAGCGAUCCGCGACUACCGGGCUAAGAUCGAGUCCGAGCUUUCCGGUAUCUGCGACGGGAUCCUCAAGCUGCUCGACUCCAGGCUCAUCCCUUCCGCUGCCUCUGGCGACUCCAAGGUGUUCUACCUCAAGAUGAAGGGUGAUUACCACAGGUACUUGGCCGAGUUCAAGACCGGUCAGGAGAGGAAGGACGCCGCCGAGCACACCCUCUCUGCCUACAAGUCCGCACAGGAAAUUGCAAACGCAGAGCUCGCUCCUACUCACCCAAUCCGACUCGGUCUCGCGUUGAACUUCUCUGUGUUCUAUUACGAGAUCCUCAACUCCCCUGAUCGUGCCUGCAACCUCGCUAAACAGGCCUUUGAUGAAGCAAUAGCCGAGUUGGACACCCUGGGCGAGGAGUCCUACAAGGACAGCACCUUGAUCAUGCAGCUCCUCCGAGACAACCUUACUCUGUGGACCUCCGACAUGCAGGAUGAUGCUGCGGAUGAGAUCAAGGAGGCAGCAGCAAAGCCGGGGGAGGAAGAGCAGUGAAGUGAAAUCUUUGCGGGAACUGCUAGUUUAGGGUGUCAUUUUUAAUCAGAAAGAGACCGUUUGUUUCUCUGUGGCUUGGCUUGUUUGUAUUUUCAUUUCUGUCAUGGCAAGUUGAAUCAUCUCUCUGGAUUUCCACGCUGGAUUCGAACUCAGGAUCAUCAUGAAGCUUUCUUGUGGGGUUGAUUUUA